Molecule: messenger RNA, 858 nt
Organism: Bombyx mandarina (wild silkworm)
Lineage: Eukaryota; Metazoa; Arthropoda; Insecta; Lepidoptera; Bombycidae
Product: ATP synthase subunit b, mitochondrial
Biological process (GO): proton motive force-driven ATP synthesis
Molecular function (GO): proton-transporting ATP synthase activity, rotational mechanism
Source: RefSeq, a predicted model, not a curated record
AUGUCAAAAUUGAUGUUUUCGCAGUCAUCACUAGUCAUUAUAAAAUUACUCUGGUCGAAAUUGUCUAAGUUCUUAACAAUGAUUUUUAGGCCUUUUAUUCAACCGAGGUUCAAUAAACAGUUUCUAUUCGUGCCCAAUUUUAUACUAGCUCAUACCAGCACUUGUCCAGCUUCAAAACCCAAAUGUGGAGCAUCCGCAGGCAAGGGGGGAACGACUUCUAUAAAAAAAAUUGAUUUCAAACGCGCUGAAAAAUCUGCCCCAUGUCGAUUCGGUUUCAUACCUGAAGAAUGGUUUCAAUUUUUUCACUCAAAAACGGGCGUUACUGGACCAUAUAUAUUUGGACUAGUUUUUGUUAAUUAUCUUGUCAGCAAAGAAAUAUAUGUGUUAGAACAUGAAUAUUACAGUGGGCUAUCGUAUGUUGUUAUUUUGUACUUUAUAUCGAAAAAAAUGGCCCCUGGAAUAGGAGCUAGCCUUGACAAAGAAGUAGACGCCGAAAUAGCCGAGUGGGAGAAGGGGAGAGCAGAUCAAAUGAAGGUUUUUGAAACCACGAUUAAAGAUGCUAAAGAUGCGCAAUGGAGAGCUGAAGGCCAAAAAAUAUUGAUCGAAGCCAAGAAAGAGAACGUGGCUAUGCAAUUAGAAGCAGUAUAUCGAGAAAGAGCAAUGCGGUUAUACCAAAUGGUUAAAGGGAGAUUAGAUUAUCACGUCAAAAAACGGAGAACUGAAAACAAAUUACACCAGAAAUGGAUGAUUGCAUGGAUUUUGGAGAAUGUUCAUAAAUCAAUAACAGCGGAUUUUCAGAAACAAGCCCUUAAUCAGGCGAUUAAAGAUUUAGCUCUUGCCGCUAGUCGUGUUAAAUAG